ACAUAAAUCGAAUAAAAUAUUAUCAAUUUUCUUAUCAGUUAUAUUAUUUAUUUACAGCAAACAACGAUAUUGAUGACUUGCGAAUAAUUGUUGUCGAUGGCUCUGAAUAGUGCAUAUUAUGUUUUGUUUAUUGGAAAAUCGUAUUAUUACUAUUAUUAGUUAUUACCAAUCAAUAAUCACCGUAAUUACCAAUUGAUCAAUACUUAACUUACGCGUUUGAAACAUUUGCAGUCGUGCGUUCUUUAAACUAUGGUACGGAUUAUUGAGUAGUCAAACGUCGAGUUAUUACUUACUGUAGUGAAGUGUUCUAGUAUUCAAUUAUUCAUCAGUGUUCUUAUAUUUUAUAUACUAUACGUUCUACGUUGCGUGCAACAAAAAUUAUUAUUAGUUACAAUUUUAUUAUUACAUUUAUAGUAGCUACUGUAGCUAUGCGGUAUUACCUAUGUCUUAUUCAUUAAACGCGUCUGUUGGAUAUAAUUAGAAUUCUUUAUUUACGCAUAGGAAAUAAGUAAAGAUGACGUGGUUAAAGAUAAAAGUACUUUUAUGGAAAAGCUUACAACUACGAAAAAGACAUUGGUUGAGUACUAUAAUUGAAAUAAUAGUACCGUGUUUGUUAUUUCUUUUAAUCAAUGAUGUAAAGUCACAAUUAUUAUUUGAAAAUACAUAUGAACCAACAGUUGUUAACCAAACUAUACCAAACCCUAUUUCUGAAGACAUUAUGUAUCAAGUAUUUAGAUCAUCUCAUUCAAUAGGACAUUUUAUUUAUACUCCUCAAACUAAUGAAACAGAACAGAUCAUGAAAAUAGUACAAAAAAAUUUGGACAUUUCAAAUGAUAACAUUGAAACAGCUAUUAAUGAAGAUGAAAUGAUAAACAAAUUCAAAAUUAAAUUCAAUAACAGUCAAAGCACUUUAAGUCUUAUGGGAUUUGGAAUUGUUUUUGAAGAAACUAUAAAUUCCCAAGCUUUAAAGUACAAGAUAAGAAGCACAAAUGAUUUAUGGCUAACAGAUAAUUUAUUUCCUCCAUAUGAGAUACCAGGGCCUAUGGAUUUUGGUGAUGAAUACCUAAAUUAUGGAUUUUUAGCAUUGCAGUUAACUAUAGACAAAGCUUUUAUUUCGUUGAAUGCCCAUAAUAGAAAUGGUCUUAAUAUAAAUGAUUAUAACUUAGAUAUUCAGUCGUACCCUUAUGCAAGUUACUUACAAGAUUCAUCAUUUCAAAAUUUAUUUAAUUUGCUUUUGCCAUUUUUCACAGUUUUAAGUUUUUUGUUAAUGUGCUCUAAUACAAUUAAAAGAGUUGUUGAAGAAAAAGAUUCAGGUGUAAAAGAGUUAAUGAAAAUUAUGGGUCUUAAACCAUGGAUGAUAUGGGCAGGAUGGAUAUUACACAACUUUUUUACAUAUGCCAUAUCAAUCACAGUUAUUACUUAUCUUACUUGUUUUGAAACACCUCUUGGUCACGCAAAAAUAUUAAAUUAUACAAAUCCAUUCCUUUUUUGGAUUUUUUUAAUGAUGUACAUGGUUGCUGGAGUAUUUUUUUGUUUUUCAAUUAGUAGUUUAUUCAAUCGACCAAUAAUUGCUUUAAUUGUUGGUAGUAGUGUAUGGUGUCUCACUUACACUUUACCCCAAAACUUUAUAAAACCUUCUACAAGCUUUCUAAUUCAAACACUAUUCACAUUAUUUCCAAAUUUUGCAGUAUUAAAAGCUUACAUAGCUAUAUCAUCACUUGAAACUCAAGGAAAAGGUCUUCAAUUUUCUACUUUAUUUACUACUGGAAAAGGCGGUAACAAUUUUUCUGUUGGUUUUAUUUUAAUAAUGUUUGUUGUUGAUAGUUUUCUUUAUGGUUUUUUUGCUUGGUAUAUUGACUCGGUCAUGCCAGGAAAAUUUGGUGUUGCAAAACCAUUUAAUUUCUUUUGUAAAUGGCCAAAAAAUAAGACUGAAAAUAAUGUAAUGGUUCCCAUUAGUAAAAGCAACAGUAAGCUUUUUGAAAAACCUCCUGACAAUUAUGAAGUUGGAAUAAGUGUACAGAACUUGCAUAAACGUUUUGGAAAUUUUUAUGCAGUUAAUGGAGUAAAUUUGGACCUAUACAAAGGGCAAAUUACUGCACUUUUAGGUCAUAAUGGUGCUGGAAAAACAACCACAAUGUCAAUGAUUACAGGGUUAUUUUCUCCAACAAGUGGUACUAUAAAUGUUAAUGGAAAAGAUUUAUUUAGUAACAUUGAUGAUUUCAGACAAGACCUUGGUUUGUGUCCUCAACAUAAUUUACUUUUCUCUUAUUUGACUACUUUGGAUCAUUUAAUAUUUUUUGGAAUGUUGAAAGGUUUGCCAUUACAAAAUGCAAAAUCAGAGGGUCUACAUUUGCUUAAACUUUUAAAUAUAUUGCAAAAAAAAAAUCAACUAAUAAGUAACCUUUCUGGUGGAAUGAAACGAAAGUUGUCUCUUGCAAUUGCGUUAGUUGGCAAUCCUAAAAUACUAAUAUUAGAUGAACCAACAUCUGGAAUGGAUCCUGAAUCUCGGAGAGAAAUGUGGGAUUUACUUUUGUCUUUUAGAGGAACAAGAACUAUAUUAAUUACAACACAUUUUAUGGAAGAAGCUGAUGUCCUUGGUGACAGAAUUGCUAUUAUGGACCACGGACAAGUUAGAUGUUAUGGCUCUUCAUUAUUUUUAAAAAAAGCUUAUGGAACUGGUUAUAAUUUGACUAUUGUAAAAGAAGAAUCAUGCGAUGAAUCUAAAAUUACAGAAGCAAUUAAAAAAAUUAUUCCAGGAGCAGAAGUUCAAAGCUCAUUGACUGCUCAAGUUGUCAUUAAUUUACCCAAUGAUAAUACUGAUCAAUUUUCUGAUGUUUUUAGAAUGCUAGAAUUUAAUAGAGAAAAAUUAUCUAUAAAAGGAAUGGGUAUAUCUUGUACAACAAUGGAAGAAGUUUUUCUAAAAGCUGAAAACAAUAUAUAUGAUGAUGAUAGUGAUGGAUCAUCUAUAAAUACACCAGUUGAUGCUAGUACUUACCAAUUGAUUAUUACCAAAGAAAUUGAUUGUAAAGUUGAUCAAGUAACCAAUCUAAUUCAACAGUAUGUGCCUGAAUUCAUUUUGAUGGCAAAUAUGGACACGCAAAUUAUAUUUAAUCUACCGGCUAGAAAAAAAAAUCAAUUUGGUGCCCUAUUUUCUGCUCUUGAAUUUCAAAAACAAAACUUCCAUUUGAAAAAUGUUAAAAUAACUAAUUCAACUACAGGCAAUAUUUAUCCAAAGAUAGACAAUAAAAAGAACUUGACAUUGAAUAAUUAUUUUGGUGACAACAAUAACCAACGUUCAGUUGCAGCUGGAGAUGAUAGUUAUGAACCAAAACAAGCAUCUUGUAAUGAUGUCACACAAACUUUGAUGCCAAAGUAUGCAAAUGGAAUAAUUUUAAUGAAAAAUCAGUUUAAAGUAUUGUUGGAAAAAAAAGCCAUUUAUACAUAUAGGAGAUGGCUUUUUUCAUUAUUUUUCGGUAUCGGACCAAUUCUGUUAGGCUUAUUAGUUAUGAAUUCAACUAGUUAUUUAAUCAAUCAAUCUGCUGUUUCCCAAGGAUUAAAUAUGUCAUUAAGUACCUAUAAAGAUAGUAGUGUAUAUUACCGUGCUGGAGAUAAUUCUUCUGAGAAUUUGGAACCAAUAUUCGUAGCUUUAUCUAGAUUAAAUAAAGCUACUGUCAACGAAACAUCGUCAGAAAGCAAUAUAAUUAAUGAUCUAUUAAAAAUGUGCCAAGAUGAUGUAUUCAAUUACAGAACAAAUCUUAUGAUCGCUGGUGACUUUAACCGAACAAAAUCAACUGUUUUAUACAAUAAUAUAGCUAUUCAUACUCCAGCAAUUGCAGUAAAUCUUUAUUCUAAUGCUCUGUUACAAAAAUUGUCAGGAAAUAAUAAUUCAUACAUUUCAACUGUCAAUGAACCGAUUCUUAUGAAUGAUAUGAGAACAUGUGAUGAAAAACUGGGAACGGGACUAGUACUUUUUUGGAUAACUACUUUUACACCUGGUUUAUUGUAUUUAAUCGGAUAUUUUAUAGCAUUACCAUUAAAUGAAAGAGUAAGUGGCAUAAAACACUUACAAAUGAUGACUAAACUUUCACCAAUCAUGUAUUGGGUUACUUGUUUCAUCUGGGACUAUUUUUGUUAUAUAAUUGUGGUUUUAUUAACAUUAAUUGGCAUGUAUUUUAUGGAUAAAAACGAUUUGUUGACUGAUAUAAAUGAAUUUGGUACUUUAUUAACAUUAUUACUUAUUUAUGGAUGGAGUGCAAUACUCAAUGCAUAUGUUUAUAGCUAUUUUCAAAAAACAUUUGUCAAUUCUAUGUUAUUGUUCAUUUCAGUUAAUUUCAUAUUAGGAAUAUUUAUAAAUAUUACAAUGUUUAUUUUGAAUGACUUUUUCGCACAAUUUAAUCAAAUAAAGUUCUUUAACAUAUUGAAUAUUAUAAGGUUAAUUAUUCUUAUUGUUCCACAUUUUUCAUACUCAGCAUGCAUAUCAGGGUUUAUUAAAAUAGCAUGGGAAAACAACAUGUGCAGAGUGUGCAAAUCACGUUUUAUAGCUGAAAAGUGUAAAAAUUAUAGUGAUUUUGAACGAAAAAGUUAUUUUGUUUUCAAGUCUAAUGAAAAUCCAGAUGGAAUACUAGAAGAAACAUUAUUUUUAUUAUUUAGUAGCAUACUAUAUAUAGCUAUUAUAUUAUUAUUUGAUUAUAAAAUAUUUCAUCAAAUAUAUCAGUUUGUUUUUAAUAAAAUCAUUGGUACUGGUGUUAGUUAUAAAGAUGUUAAUGAAGAUCCAGAUGUUGGUGGUGAAAGAGACAAAGUCGAUGCAGCUAAAACUCAUUCUAAUAAUGUUUCAUCACCAUUAUUGUUGGUUGAUGAUUUGGUUAAAAAGUUUAGUUUUAAAUUUACUGGUGUCAGGGGUAUAAGUUUUACAGUUUCACCUGGUGAAUGUUUUGGAUUACUUGGCGUAAAUGGUGCGGGUAAAACAACUACUUUCCGAAUUUUAACUGGUGAUACAUUUCCUUCAAAAGGUGAUGCUUCUAUUAUGACAGAUAAGUUGUACAAACUAAGCUCUAAUAUAAAUCAGUAUGUUUCUUUGAUUGGUUAUUGUCCACAAUUUGAUGCAAUAAAUGAUCAACUUACCGGAAGAGAAACUUUAAAACUAAUGGCAAUUUUAAGAGGAAUACCACCAAAAAAUACUAAAAAACAUGUUGAUAAAUGGAUUAAACUUUUAGGCCUUGAAGAAUAUAAAGAUCGAAUUUGUGGAAAAUAUAGUGGGGGAAAUAAGAGAAAAUUAAAUACUGCAAUGGCAUUAAUUGGAGAUCCUCCUGUUGUAUUUUUGGACGAACCUACUAGUGGAGUAGACCCUGUAGCAAGACGUAAUUUAUGGCAGCUAUUAGCUGCUAGUCAAAGAGGUGGACAAGCUGUUGUUCUUACAUCACAUAGUAUGGAUGAAUGUGAAGCACUUUGCAAUCGUUUGACAAUAAUGGUAGAUGGUGUAAUGAAAUGUAUCGGUAAUAUACAAUAUUUGAAAAAUCGGUAUGGGCAAGGAUUUACAAUUAUGAUAAAAUUACGUCAUAUUGAAAAUUUCAAUAUUGCUGAACUAAAAUCUGAUAUAGAACGUCAAUUUUCUUCUGAUAUCAAUCUAAAAGAUGAACACAAGGGUUUAUUGCAUUAUCAUGUUACUAACCCAAAUAUACCACUGUCAGAGAUAUUUGGUCAAAUGAAAGUAAUUAAAGAAAAUUAUGCUGUAAUUGAAGACUAUACUGUUAGUGACACUACUCUUGAACAAGUAUUUAUUGCAUUUGCCAAAAAACAGGCAGUUUUAAAUACAAUAACAUAAGAUCUUGUUAGUUUAUAUUACUUAUAUGCAUUUAUAAUAAUUAAAAAUUAAC
Molecule: messenger RNA, 5873 nt
Organism: Melanaphis sacchari
Lineage: Eukaryota; Metazoa; Arthropoda; Insecta; Hemiptera; Aphididae
Product: ATP-binding cassette sub-family A member 3-like
Exons: 22
Coding region: 515-5821 (1768 amino acids)
Biological process (GO): lipid transport; transmembrane transport
Cellular component (GO): membrane; intracellular membrane-bounded organelle
Molecular function (GO): ATP hydrolysis activity; lipid carrier activity; ABC-type transporter activity
Source: RefSeq, a predicted model, not a curated record